CAGAUAGCCCACAGCUGGACAUGACAGACCUGACAGAAAGACAAGAGCGGUCUGCCUUUCAGAACAGGCAGAAAAUAUAAACAGCUUUUAUUAUCCUUAUGAACUUAUUUCACGGCGGUAUCUGGAGAAAGUGAGUCAUUUAGAGAGCGACGGUAGCAAAUGCACAAACUAUAAAAUCAGUCACAAUUAAACCGUACUGACUAACAACAUUUUUAAAAUCUAUUUAUAUAUUUAAACACCGGUCUGGUGUAGUAAACAUUUAAAGGAAACAUAUUGCAAUGGACACGACUGUGGACCAUUUCACCUCGGAGAAACUUUUCCCUAAUUCCAACCUGUUGGACCUUGAGGACUUGAAUGAAUCUGAUUUUCUCGGCAAUAUGCAUUUCUCAGAGCAGAUGGAGGAGUUCUCCAACGAGCUCUUCAGCAGCUUCUUUGAUGACCAUCUGCUGUCAGAGAGGAAUCCUCUACUGGACAUGGAGCUGGACCCUCCCAACCCUGCCAUCCAGGAAGAGCACAGCUACUCCCUCAGUGGAGACUCUGCCCCUCAGAGCCCCACCAUGCCCAUCCAGAUGGAUAAAGAGUCAGAAGGCCUGUGGUCCCUUGGCCAGGACCUGACAGCCGUUUUGGUGAAACAGGAGCCCAGCCUGCUCACAGAACCAUCCUCUUCCACCGCUCUGCUAGACAGUGCCCCCCACCAACUGAACCUCGCCAUUCCAGCACUGAAGGAGCCACAGGAGGACAUGGGGUCCAGCAAACAUAUUCCUUUGCCUGCUAUCAAAACAGAGCCAAACGAAGCCAACUCCUCCCUCAACACUUCACCGGACGAGCGGCUGCAGCUCCCACCCACCCCUCCAAGCAGCCACGGCAGCGACAGCGACGGAUCGCAGAGCCCCCGCUCCCUGCCUCCCCCCAGCCCAGCACGCCAGCCCACCCGCACCUCCGCGGCAAUCUCCACCUCGCCUCUCCUCACUGCUCCACAUAAGCUGCAGGGAACAUCGGGCCCCCUGAUGUUGACAGAGGAGGAGAAGCGGACCUUGAUUGCUGAGGGCUAUCCUGUGCCCAACAAGCUGCCGCUGACCAAGACAGAGGAGAAAGCACUCAAGAGGGUCCGCAGAAAGAUCAAAAACAAGAUCUCAGCACAGGAGAGCCGCAGGAAGAAGAAGGAGUACGUGGAAUGUCUGGAGAAGAAGGUAGAAACGUACACUUCUGAAAAUAACGAGCUGUGGAAGAAGGUGGAGACGCUGGAGGGCACUAACAGGUCUCUCCUCCAGCAGCUGCAGAAGCUCCAGUCUUUGGUGGCAGGAAAAGUCCCCCAGUUCUGCAAGAUAGCCUCCACCCAAACGGGAACCUGCCUCAUGGUGGUGCUGCUCUGCUUCGUCUUGGUGCUCGGCUCCUUCAUGCCAGGGCUGUCCGAGGUGUCCUCCAUGUCCCAUAUGGUGAAGUCUUCACCCCUGCCUCCAGCAGACAUCUACACGGCCAGCCACAUCCGUUCGCGCAGCCUCCUCUUCUAUGACGAGGCUUCCCCGUUGGAGGAGCCCUACAGCGGCUUCCUGAAGAUGGAAGACGCCAGCGAGUGGGACGGCGCCUCCCGCAGCUUCACCAAGGAGCAGCCAGCAACCGCUCCUCACGGGGAGCACGAAACCAGCAAGUACCUGGACAAGGUCCACACGGAUCUGGUGGACCUGAACAGGACAGAGACCAACUUCCUCGGUGAUAAAGAAGAGUACCAUGAAAGGAAGGCGAAACCCACUGGCAGCACAGAGUAUUUCUAGCCCAGAGGGCUGGAGCUGCCAUUCCUGUGCAGCUUCCCACAGACUCAUGACCCUCAGUGGACGUCUCCAGCUCCACAGCGCCCCUUUGUGUGCAUCCAUGCCCCUGCCUUGUACCUCCAGAGUAACGCCCAGAUUCCCAUGCAGAUGAGAGACAAAGGCGAAGUGCGAAUGGGGAGUCAUCGUCACCACAGGCAUGGAUAUCACUCUGAAUAAAACAUCACAUUCUCUCCGGUUUUUCUUGGUAAUGGGGAGUGAAAGCAUGGGCAGCAUAGGCUGUGCUCUGUGAGAUUUGUGUAAGUUUGUGGGGGGGUGGAGGACUUUAAUUAUUUUUGCCAGCUCUAAAAUUGUGCAAUCACCCAUAUAAUUUUGUAAUUUAUUGAAGGAUUUCUCAAGGGUGAAUAUUUUAUUAGGAUAUUUUCAAAUUGUUACAGAUACCAGCAUAUUUAGACUGCAGUAUUUCUAUGUCAUGCUCUGAGUUCAGUCUGUACCCUCUUAUACAAUCAGAAAUGUUUUAUUGUUUUUAAUUAUAUUUUCUUUGUUAAUCCAAAUGGCUUGUUGGAAAGAGUGAGUGUGAAUGACAGAGUAUCUUUAAUUCAAUCUGGGUAUUAAAGUAUCCUGUUAAUGUUGACGGGUGUGUGUGUGUGUGUGUGUGUGUGUGUGUGUGUACAAAUAUACAACUCCUGAUACAUGCUACCAAGGAAUUUCUAACAUUUGCCUUUGAAAAUUAAGAAAAUGUUUUGUUUACACUGUUUUAUCAUAACUGUUAGACAGUUUUCUACCUUAUUUCAUUAUUUCUGUGUUAAGAAAGUUUUGCAUGGGAAGCAAGAAACAAAAUUAACAAAAUUAAUAUAAACUGACAUUAAUAACUGAAAGAGUGAAAAGCUGGAUGACAUAUAUAUAUUUUUUUCAGACAAAUCUUUCAGAUAAGAUUUUCCAAAACAAUAGUGUUUCUGAACCACCUGGUUUUCGUUUUCAAUCAUUGAAAUGUAUAUAUUCUACUAGCAUUUUGGAAAUAGUAUAUUCGUCAUUGUGUUAAAACAAGUCCACAUUUAAGCUUAUAGAGGCACUGGAUGGCAGACAGUUGUAUAAUGGAAAAGGGGGAGUCAGACUGAACUCUGGGAAGUGAGUACCAUGUGGAUGGCUGACCAAUCUCCCAGCAAGAGGCAGAAAGGGGCAGGUGUCAGGGCUCAAAGAAGGGGGUGCCUCACCGACUGAAAUGCAGCAUCGUAUGCUAAUGUGUCUGCCGUUCACUGUCAGGCACCCCUCGUGGAGAAAACAAGUAGUACAGCCCACCAAAGCUGUUGUCCAGUGCAGAUGUAAUGUCUCCCUGUAAACCAGAGCUAUAGCAGGCUUUUGUCUCUGAACAGGUCAUUAUGCAUAUAAGUAUAUAUUAAAAAAAAGGAACUGGUAACUUGCAAAACUUAUAAAAAAUACAACAAAAAAUCCCUUUAAGAGCCAGAUAUCUCCUUUUGCUAAUGAUUCAACCCCGAACCUAUUUGCUUAAAUGUGGACGACCGUUAAAGUGCAUACAGUAACACUGGAAUUUAUCAGUAUCUGCUCUCAUAAAAACCAUCUGAAUAUUUUCCGCAGUGUAUGUAACCAUAAUUUGCCUGUGCUGUAUAAUAGCUUCCCCUUUGUAUUUGCAUUUGUAAAUAUGAGUAGUGAAACUGUGCACUGUGUAAAAAAGGAAGAUAUUUUUAUAUCAGAAUUAUUAUAUUCAUUCGCUGUCUCUGGAUAUUGUGUGUUCUGUGCAUGAACUGGUUUCCCAUGAUUCACACAAAGCAGCAGAUUCACUGAAAGUGAGGUAUGCAGUGCCAGGGACUGUAAAUUAUAAAGAUAACUGAGUGCACCACCAAAACGUUUAUUCCAUGUUUCAUUUUUAAUACUGUAUUUCUGUCCUAUCCUGUAGUUAGCAUGAAAGCAAUUAAAAAUGCAUCAGCAAA
Paramormyrops kingsleyae is the source of this 3715-nucleotide messenger RNA. RefSeq names its product cyclic AMP-responsive element-binding protein 3-like protein 1. Gene Ontology annotation, molecular function: DNA-binding transcription factor activity, RNA polymerase II-specific; cAMP response element binding. Gene Ontology annotation, biological process: regulation of transcription by RNA polymerase II. NCBI's taxonomy places the organism in Eukaryota, Metazoa, Chordata, Actinopteri, Osteoglossiformes, Mormyridae. The record is from RefSeq and is a predicted model, not a curated record.